AUGCAGGCUCCGUCUGGGUAUGGAUUUCAUCCUCAAAACUAUAUUGCUCCCUCAGGACAUUACUCUCAAGGACCUGGGAAAAUGACCUCCUUGCCCUUGGAUAGCCAGUGUGGUAGUUACUACUCUGGUCUCUAUCCAGCACCAACACAAAAUUUGGUAACUUCUAACACAGCGAACCAACAGCCAGGAGCACAGCAGAUAUAUGGCAGGGGCCCUACUGCCCCUCAUGUUGUAGGAUCCGCUCCAGGGUCUUUCCAAGGUGCCGCAUCGCCAGCCUCCCGCCUGCAUACGAGUGCCUCCCAGCCCUACUCCUCGCUCGCCAAUCACUACAGUACUCCCGCCGUGUACUCUGCCAGCUCUUCUGUUGCUUCUCAGGGAUUUCCCGCCACGUGUGGUCACUAUGCUCUGUCGACUGUUUCUAAUCCCUCGUAUCCUAGCGUUUCAUAUCCUUCUCUGCCUGCUGGUGAUCCAUAUGGGCAACAAAUGUUUACCUCACAGAAUGCUGUGACUGUCAGGCCAGUUAGAGAGUCGCUGUUUCCCGGACAGAGUGCAGCCAUCACCCCCUCAUCGCUGCUCCCACCCCCACCUGCAGCAUCACAGCAGUACCAGCAGCAGCAGAGCCUUUCAGGAUAUAACCCUGGCUCGUGGUCAGCUUCAGGCCUGCCUUUGACCCAAGACAGUCUCGUCCGAAACCAUGCUGGCCCCCUGGUUUCAGCCAACAACAACCCGACAAAUACCGGUGCAGAGUCUUUAUCCUGCCCUGUUACACAAAAUGUGCAGCCUCUCAAGUGCAGCUCAGCAGUGCCUGCUGCUUUGUCAGGAUCCUCGGUGACAAGAGCACCUCUGGGUGCAAAUCCCCCAGUGCAGCCUGCGGCCUCGGUUACACAGCCACCAGAGAUGUUGCAGCAGAAAGGUGUUGACAGCUCCUCUACCACAAGCAGUGCGUCCCCUGUGCCCAACAGUUACGACGCCCUGGAGGGAGGCAACUACCCAGAUAUGCUUUCGUCAUCAGCAAGCAGCCCUGCACCCGAUCAUGCUCCUGAACCUGAGCCCGGGCCAGUACCUGCUCCCACGACUUCCCAGCCUGCAAAACUGGUGAAGCCAUUUGGGUAUGGCUAUCCGACGCUGCAGCCUGGCUACCAGAACGCUGCGGCACCACUUCCUUCUGGACCACAGCCCAGCAGCCCAGUGUGUUCUGGGUUCCAGCAGUAUGCGCAAUAUUCUGGUGUGAACCAGCUGUCCUCCAGUCUGGGGGGCCUGAGUCUUCAGAGUUCUCCACAACCAGAAAGUCUGAGACCCGUGAACCUCACUCAGGAAAGGAACGUUUUACCCCCGACUCCUGUUUGGGCGCCUGUACCUAACUUGAAUUUAGACCUCAAAAAGCUAAACUGUAGCCCAGAUUCAUUUCGAUGUACUUUGACGAAUAUUCCACAGACACAGGCUUUACUGAAUAAAGCUAAACUUCCUUUGGGAUUGCUGUUACAUCCCUUCAGAGACCUAACGCAAUUACCGGUGAUAACGUCAAACACCAUCGUGAGGUGCCGGUCUUGUCGGACAUACAUCAAUCCUUUUGUCUCUUUCAUUGAUCAGCGGAGGUGGAAGUGCAAUUUGUGCUACAGAGUUAAUGAUGUUCCUGAAGAAUUUAUGUAUAACCCCCUUACCCGGUCUUAUGGAGAACCUCAUAAACGGCCAGAAGUUCAGAAUUCAACGGUGGAGUUCAUCGCUUCUUCAGAUUACAUGCUUCGUCCUCCUCAACCAGCAGUUUACUUGUUUGUUUUGGACGUGUGUCAUAAUGCAGUGGAAGCUGGAUAUUUGACCAUUUUGUGCCAGUCGUUAUUAGAAAAUUUAGACAAGCUUCCUGGAGAUUCCCGAACAAGAAUAGGAUUCAUGACCUUUGAUAGUACUAUUCAUUUCUACAAUUUACAAGAAGGAUUAUCACAGCCUCAGAUGUUGAUUGUGUCUGAUAUUGAUGAUGUUUUUCUGCCUACACCGGAUAGUUUACUUGUGAAUCUAUAUGAAAGUAAAGAGCUCAUCCGAGACUUACUGAAUGCAUUACCAAGUAUGUUCACCAACACGAGAGAAACACACAGCGCCCUUGGCCCUGCGCUUCAGGCUGCCUUUAAGCUGAUGUCCCCAACGGGCGGCCGUGUGUCUGUGUUUCAGACACAGUUGCCUUCCUUGGGUGCAGGGCUUCUGCAUUCUAGAGAAGACCCCAAUCAGCGGUCAAGUACAAAGGUUGUACAACAUCUUGGCCCAGCGACUGAUUUUUAUAAGAAACUCGCUUUAGAUUGCUCGGGGCAGCAGACGGCAGUGGAUCUGUUCCUGUUAAGUUCCCAGUAUUCCGAUCUUGCUUCUCUAGCCUGUAUGUCCAAGUAUUCUGCAGGGUGCAUCUAUUAUUAUCCAUCUUUCCACUUCACUCACAAUCCUUCACAAGCAGAAAAGUUACAAAAAGACCUAAAGCGUUAUCUUACAAGAAAAAUUGGAUUUGAGGCUGUUAUGAGAAUACGGUGUACCAAAGGUCUCUCAAUGCACACUUUUCAUGGAAACUUCUUUGUCCGUUCCACUGACUUGUUGUCCCUGGCCAACAUCAAUCCUGAUGCUGGAUUUGCCGUACAGCUGUCAAUUGAAGAAAGUCUGACAGACACUUCCUUAGUGUGCUUUCAGACAGCCCUGUUGUACACAUCAAGCAAAGGUGAGCGGAGAAUCAGAGUGCACACGCUCUGCUUGCCAGUGGUAAGUUCACUGGCUGACGUCUAUGCGGGAGUGGACGUACAAGCUGCCCUCUGCCUUCUGGCGAACAUGGCUGUGGAUCGGUCUAUUUCCUCGAGUCUGUCGGACGCCAGAGAUGCCCUAGUGAACGCAGUGGUGGACUCGCUGUCUGCCUACCGCUCAGCGGUCUCCCACAUGCAGCACUCGGCCCUCGUGGCGCCCAGUUCCCUCAAGCUGUUUCCACUCUAUAUCUUGGCCCUUCUCAAACAGAAAGCAUUUAGAACUGGCAUAAGCACGCGUCUGGAUGAUCGUGUGUAUGCCAUGUGUCAGAUCAAGUGCCAGCCCCUUAUUCAUCUCAUGAAAAUGAUUCACCCCAACUUAUACAGGAUAGACCGAUUGACCGAUGAGGGCGCAAUACAUGUUAACGACAGGGUUGUGCCCCAACCACCGCUCCAAAAACUGUCUGCAGAGAAGCUGACGAGAGAAGGCGCCUUCCUUAUGGACUGUGGCUCUGUUUUCUACAUUUGGGUUGGAAAAGGCUGUGACAAUAACUUCAUAGAAGAUGUCCUUGGGUUUCCUAAUUUUGCAUCAAUACCACAGAAAAUGACACAUCUGCCAGAGCUAGAUACACUUUCAUCAGAAAGAGCCAGGUCCUUUAUAGCUUGGCUUAGAGAAAACAGACCACUAAGCUCGAUUCUUCAUGUGGUAAAAGAUGAGAGUCCUGCCAAAACGGAGUUUUUCCAACAUUUGAUUGAAGACCGGACAGAAGCUGCAUUUUCUUAUCACGAAUUUUUGCUCCACGUUCAGCAGCAGAUUUGUAAGUGAAGUGGAAUAACAUUGAACACAAGCGUAAAGGGCGUGACCUAGGUAAAGCGUGAUCUGUCAGAGAAGCACAUAGUCCAUUUGAAAUGAAGGCUUUGGUUGUUAUGAGGGACGUGAAUGUCAUAGCACCCUGCCUGUGGCUUUGGCGAAGGGUAAAGCCGAGGAGGGGACUCGAUGGAGCCUUCAGCCUAAGGAGUGGUUAUAACGUUAUGGUGCUCUGUCAGCGAGCACGUUCGCACUGGCUUCCACACGCUUCCAGUCGUCCAGCUGGUCAGUGCUGCCCAUUGUCAGCAGCAGACAGAGGUAGCUGUGUGGAAUGAGAUGUCAUAAUGUAAAGUUAGGUAAAUUCUUUUCCCUUACAAUAUCCCAUUUCUGGACUCAAGCUCCGAGAAGAGAUGCCAACAGGCAGUGGUACCGUGUUAUUUGUUUAUAUGAAUUACUUUUUAACAAGGAAUGAUUCAUAUUCAUUAAAUGAAUUAAAUAUUUUCCCUGUACAACAGUAGAGUUUCAGUACUCGAACUAUAGAGAAUAUAUAUAAUGUACAUAAAUGUUACAUUUGUAAAGAAAAUGUAAAAAUGUAACUACAGAAGAUGGAUUGCUUACUGUGCUGCAUCGUUGGGUGACAACUCUUUUUUUGUCGCAGUUAGAGAAUGAGGUUGACUAAUGCGUAUUAUGAAUUGAGUCCACAAAAGAAACACAAAACUCUUUGUAAUUCUGUUAAAUCUUUUAUGUGGAUUUAUUUAUGAUCAGCCUACUAAUUAAAAAUAUUUUGCU
Molecule: messenger RNA, 4305 nt
Organism: Condylura cristata (star-nosed mole)
Lineage: Eukaryota; Metazoa; Chordata; Mammalia; Eulipotyphla; Talpidae
Gene: SEC24B
Product: SEC24 family member B
Exons: 22
Coding region: 1-3534 (1177 amino acids)
Biological process (GO): endoplasmic reticulum to Golgi vesicle-mediated transport; COPII-coated vesicle cargo loading; intracellular protein transport
Cellular component (GO): endoplasmic reticulum exit site; COPII vesicle coat
Molecular function (GO): SNARE binding; zinc ion binding
Source: RefSeq, a predicted model, not a curated record